Physcomitrium patens is the source of this 2027-nucleotide messenger RNA. NCBI's taxonomy places the organism in Eukaryota, Viridiplantae, Streptophyta, Bryopsida, Funariales, Funariaceae. The record is from RefSeq and is a predicted model, not a curated record.
GUUAUAAGGCUGUGGGAAAGCCGCACCAACAUACUAGCGUAGUUGCUAAUGGUGCUAGGCCUUGUGGGCGCGUCAAGUGAGUACUCCACGAGUGCUCUCAGGUGACUUAGUGUACUUGCUAAUCGAAAGUGAGCUAGUACUAACCUGUGCAGGAAAGUGACUAGGGGCCGCUGAGAGAAGUGGGACGUAAGGGUCGAGACCUUUACAAGGGGCACAGCGCCGUCUUCCCUGCCCCCCUGGGCCUGGAUGGCUCUUCCGCCACCUCCGCAUGAUUCUAACCAACUCAGCCCAUACUCGUCAGCUCCCCCCCCCACCCACGCUGCCUCCAUCUCUCGCCUCGCCUUGUCGCGCAAUCGAGCACUUGCAAUGCCGCGCCACUGCUUCCCACCGCUGCCCCGGGGCUCUGCCCUCUGCUGCCGGAGGCGAGGCUGUGGCAUGGCUGAGAGGUCGAGAAUUGGGCACGGAGAGUUGUGGAGAGGAGAGCGACAACUCGGUGAUCGUGCGCUUGGGAGGUUCGCUGGUUUGGGCGAGAGCGCACUCCAGUGGCGCCGAGUUAUGCUGGGAAGAGAGUGCAGGGGAGAACCCUAAUGGCAGGGGAGAUGGGAGAGCGCGGGCUCGGUGGGGACGUUGAAGUGGAGGCUCGGGGUGCUGGCAGCGGAAUUGGGAGGCUUCGAUGGAGGGGCGAGGGUGAGUGGUGUUGCGGUGGUAUGGCAGGAAUGUGAGUGGCAUUCGCGUCUCUUUCGGGCGAGGGGCAGGAGGGCGGUGCGGAAUUGUGGCCAGGGGUUCGAGCGGGAGCUAUGGGUGGUGCCUUGGCAGGUUAGAGGAUGGUGCGUAUGGGAGAGGGGAGGGUGUGAGGGUGGUGGCGAGGUGGCAGAGCCAUGGUGAACCCCGCGAGCGUGCCAACGGAGUCGUCGAAAGUGCGGCGGGAGAGGGAGGAGAAGGACGCUGCAAUCGAAACUCCGAGCAGGAAGAGCAGGAAAGCUGGGAAGAAUGGAGCGGCCGGGGUCGCGGGCGACGCCAGGGUCCAAAUUACUGCGGGGAAAGGAGAGGAUAGGAACAAUGGCACGUUGGGAGGUAAUGCGGAGAGGGGUCCGCAAGGAGUCGCUGGUAGCAUCGGUGGCGAGGGCAACCCAGGUUCCGUGGAUCCGUCAGCUGCACCCGCAGCAACAGCAGAGGGUGCGUCCCGACCUGAGGCGCCCGGCGAGGUGGUGUACAGGAUACCGAGCUAUGCAGGUUGGUUUCGGUGGGACAAGGUUCACCCAUUGGAGAGGCGAGCGAUGAGCGAGUUUUUCGACAAGAGAUCAGCGGCGAAAACACCGAGAAUGUACAAGGAGUGCAGGGAUUUCACAAUCAACAGAUGCAGGGAGAACCUGAAGCAGGCGGUGACGUUCCAGGAGGUGGCAUUGCUUGCAGGGGCGGUGGGGCCACGGGUUGCAUCGGCUGCAGCACAGGCAGCCGUGGCAGCAAUUGCGGAGGACGAGCCAGGGGUGUGGGAGGUGCCGUUUAUGCGAAGGUCGAAGGUGGUUUCAGGUCACAAAAAGCAUGCAUCACAAUCAACGCAAAAGUAUGGUGGAAGUGUGGUGGAGGGGCUCAGGGAUGAAGUGCAGUGCAACGGGGAGGGCCCGUCGCAUGGAGAGGAAGCGACGUCGGAGAAGUGGGGCGCAGGUCAUCCGCGGCAACCAGAUGCGGCGAAGGCGGGUGCAGGCGGUGAGGAGUUGCCAUGUGCUGUUCAAGCUCGGGUGAGCGUGGCCACAGCGUUGGGCGUGGCAGCUGCGAACGCAAAGCUGCUGGCUGAUCGGGGAGGAGCGGGAGAUCGAGCAUCUGGGGGGGGGAUUUUGGAGGGAAGAGAAAGUAAAAGGGGAGGGGGUGUGGAAGUGGGGCAAAGGGUUAGGUCCGGCAAGUUGGCUCUCCUUGCCCGUGUGGAGACGGAAUCAAAGCCAAAAGCAAUCGUGCUAAAGCUCUGUCCCAGGCGGAGGACCCCAGCCCGUGUUUUCACCGGGCCACCCGCCGCCCCUCCUAGAACCUAA